GCAACAAGGAAGUGACUCGCAACACAAGGACACAUCAGCGCCCCGACUCUCGCAGCAACACUCACCGUCUUGUGUUACUCUCUGGACUUGAGAAACUUUGUAAACAAAGUGAGAAACUUAUUAGUGAUACGUGACAGGGCCAAGCUACUCUUGGGAACUUGUUAAUUAUAAAGAUGGAAGCAAGUAAGGUCCUGACGUCCCUGUUGGUGCUGACACUGACAGGGCCAACCCUGGGUUACCCCUACACCAGGGCCGUGGCAUCCAGGAGUAGCGGGCGUGGCCGGGAGCAGCUACUAGAUGCGGGGCUAGGAGACUACCUGCUAGGCUAUACUGAUGACCAGUAUGUACUCCCAGAGUACACUCCCAGCAAGCGUUAUACAUAUGCAGCACAACGACCCAGAAUAAAUGCUGUAAGUAUUACGGCAACGCGGCUGUUGGAUGAAUGAUGGUGAAGGCGUAUUAUUCUUUGAAUCACAUUAACUUGCUUGAAGAUAAUUAUGGCCAAGACAGCUAUCAAGUAAAUAAUGGUGAAUGUGUUUUCUUUUCUGUAACGUUAAUUUUUUUUUUUUUCAUUUUCUCCGCCAGGAGACCCUGCAGCACUACUGCCGUUCCUGACCGCCGCCAGGAACGACUAUGUUUACGAUUACAACACUUACAGCGACGAUGAUGGUACUUGGUACGACACUUCGGUUAAUGACGACUUGGCAGACACCGUUACCACUGACGACUCUGCCUCCUCCCUGCUGCCCAUGUUGCUGGAGCGACGACCUCUGAGUUCUUCCCCUAUCAGGUACUCUCUGGAGGACCUGGAAAACAUGGAGCGGGAGGCCGCAAUGGAAGAAAAUACAGAGAACCAACUCCACGAACUCAUGGCAAAGAAGAACAUUAAGCGAACUAACAUGCCCAUGCUAGGAGGUCACGUUGCUAUUAGUCCAAGACUACUGAGGAAGGGGCAGAAGGAGGAAGCUUACGACAUCCCAGCCACCUCCGUCAGACGACCAGUCUUUGCCCGCACACUUACCACCCAGCCAGAUGAACAGACCCAGACACAGUCUAGCAGCAACACGAACACCAUGACAAAGAAAACCGUAGAGAUUCAGAGUGAACCAAGUGCGACCAACUCCAGCAGCAGCAGCAGCAGCAGCAGCAGCAGCAGCAGCAGCAGCAGCAGCAGCAGCAGCAGCAGUAGUAGCAGUAGUAGCAGCAGCAGCAGCGGUAACAGCAGCAGUAACAGCAGCAGUAGCAAGAACAGCGAGACAGCAGCAGCAGCAGAGGAUGUGACCAUGACGCCGUACAUGCAGGACCGCUACGAAGCCUUCAAGAAAUACCUCGACAGGGAAAGAAAAAUUCGCCAGCUUCAAGAUAUGGAGAAGGAACUUCAGGACGAGAGACGUGCGCCACAGAAACGCUUCAUCAGUGAGCAGGAAUCUCUCUCCCAACAGCUAGCAAACCUCAAGAAGACUGUGGCUUAAAUUACGCCUCUCUGCUGGAUAAUCAAUAAUUUUGACACUGGAGAUUGUGGGAGAGCACUUGAGUCUUCUUCAGGGCUCUGCGUGUCGUCUCCAGAGUUCUAAAAGUCUUCUCCAGGGCCCCAAAAGUCUUAUCCAGGGCCCCAGGGCCCAAUGUCUUCUUCAGGGCUUCAAGCAUUAUCUCCAGGGCCCCAAGAGUCUUUUCCAAGUCCCCUUGAAUCUUCUCCAAGGUCCUGCGAGUCAUCUCCAGGGCCCUACCAGUCAUCCCCAGGGAGCUGUGAGUCAUCUCCAGGGCCCUACGAGUUAUCUCCAGGGCCCUACGAGUCAUCUCCAGGGCCCUACGAGUCAUCUCCAGGGCCCUACGAGUCAUCUCCAGGGCCCUACAAGUGAUCAGCUUUGGUGAGCUUGAGAACCAGCCGCGAGAAUUCAAUCAUGGAAACAAAAAAAAAGUCAUACUGACAAUACUGCCGCACCAAAAACACUGCAGCAUCAACAACACAUUUGACGUCUUUGAUGUUCGUAGGUCAAAAUUAAAUAUGAAGAUGACUUCGAUCCUCUGAGUUAAAAAAAAAAAGAGAUGACCUCAAUCCCCUAUAUUGGCUGAAAAGAUGACUUCAAUCUUCUAUAGGGCUGAAAAGAAGACUUCUAUCCUCUAUAUGGUUGAAAAGAUAACUUAAUCCCCUAUGCUGGCUGAAACGAGGACUUCAAUUCCCUAUAUGGGCUAAAGAAGGGGUUUCAGUUCCCCGUGGGCCACCUCGGUACGAAGCAAGAGAAUCCGGGGCAGAUUUCCUGGCGUGACAAUAGCAGACUUCUAAAUGCCUUCUUAAUGUAUAAUCCGAUUAUUUUAGUUUUUCCCAUAAUUCUUAACUCUUACACACCUCUGAGGCGACUUGGAAUCCAUAAAAUGUGUUCACACUCCUCAAGCUGAAGGUACGUUUGCGCCUGGAAUAAGUUGAAGCCAAAGAUGCAAGUUGCAGAGGGCGAAACAUGGUGUCUCAGUCAAAGCUUGUUCUGCAACAUAUCUUCGUCUUGACACUCUUCGACACUAAGCUGCUUUUUUUAAUAGUCGUUAGAUUGUUGAGUUCAUAUUGACACGUUUCGACACUACGCUCAUUUUAUAUCAUCAGAUUGUUUGAUUCAUCUUCAUACGUUUCGACACUACGAUGUUUUUACCGUGUUUGCAGCUCCUUGUAAAUAUCCAUUUUGACUUAGAGUCACAUUCUAAAUUCUAAGCAGUGAAACAUUUUUUAACUUAAAUUUAACAGUUAUUUAAAGUCAGUUUACUUUGAUUAAAUACAGAAGUAUACUGACACUUUGUAUACUGCCAGUGUAUAUAUUUAUUAAUGAACGAAAAACACAGUUUCCUUUACUCUCUUAUACACUGAUAAACUGCACGAAUUUGAGCCCUAGAAGUCAAAUUAUAGAGGUGAAAUUCUCUUAUCACAGCAGAGCAGUGAGAUGAACAGUGAUAUUCACCUCUGAAUCACCUCUCAUGUUAUAUCAAUCCUCACUUAUACAGAUUAUUCUUUGAACUUGAAUAUAUACAGAUUCUCCUUCUUUAAGCAUGCCUAUAUAAAUCCAUUUCAGUAUUGCACAUCUCGUUACUAAGUCAUAAAAAUGGAAAUUCUACUAGCAUACAGCGUCUUAAACUAGCUGUUUGUUGUAUUAUGAGUGAAUGUCUCAGUGUAUCACUACGUAAAAUGGAAUUCAAGGACCAGCUGCACAAUGCCUACUGUAACACUUAUCUCUGGGGAAAAGUAGAGGUUCGGGUGUAAUGCCUACAGGUGUGGAUGGAAAGAUUCAAUAUGUGGGCUUUUUUUUGGCAGUGAAAACGUUUCGCUCAUGAUGGUUUGAUAAAGCCAUCAUGUAGCAGUUCAAGCCAGGUCUGUGUAUUGUGUUUCCGAACGCCAUCUGUGGGGAAAGUCGGUCAGUGUGUUCUUGAGCACCUCUAUAUCUGUAAUGUUUAAAGACUGAUUUUUUUUACAAGUUGGCCUCUGUGGUGGAGUGACCUUGGUCAACAGAGGUGCUGGCUAAUUUAGUGCAUCGUCUAGCGAAUUCAUCCCAGGUCAUAUUCCAACCUCUUCAAACAAAUCCCAUUUCGUCCUCCCCCAGCGAUGCCUAUUCCCCCUCCCUUUCAAAUACACAUCUAAUGUUACUCUCAAAACCACCUUCUCAGAAUAGCUAUUUUCUCUAACUUUUACUUUUUGUAUUUUAUUCAUCUUGAGUUACCGGAAUCUUUUCGUCAAGUAACGUCAGUGUUUGCGUUGAGUUGCGACCUUGAGAACACGAUCUAAAUACUAUGGUUAUAACUAUGACCUUAAUUUUUAAAGGGGUGGACCGGUAAGCCAGCUGAAGGACUCGGUCAGGUGACCAAAAGCUCCAGCUGUGGGUCAUCAUAUGAGUUAAGACCCGCGUCAGGAAACACUUGUCCUGUUGACUCGCGAAAUCGUAAUAACACGAUUGUCAACAGACCACGGAUGUGGGGUUUCAAUUUUUAGGACUCACUCGCCGUGGGUUCUAACCCCACCCGUACCAUGGGUUGACUAGUCCUGUUUCCUGACAAACCUUACCUAACCUAACCUAACACGAUCUUUGUCGCGGUUCUUGAGACGAGAGUUCACCAAGAUUAACGUUUUCGUGCUACAAUUUGUACCUGUUUCUAUAAGUUACUGGUUACAUUUCACUUCCUCAUCAUACCAAAGUUGUUAACUUUUACCCGAGGCUCGUUUUUGAGGGGUCUCGCAAGAAAUUUUAAUGUAUUUCGAGUUUAUAAGAAGCUCUCAUCUGGUAAUGCAAUGGUAGACUAUACCGACAUAUGUAAAUAAGACACACAUUGGGGGUUAUGGCAGUUGUGAAGACGUUUCGCCCACCAGGGACGUUAUCAAUUCACCCUGGUGGAAGAAACGUUUUUACAAUGAAUCGUCAUAAGCCACACUGUUUUAUUUACAAAACACACACACACACACACACACACACACACACACACACACACACACACACACACACACACAUAUACACAAAUACACACACACACACACACAUACACAAAUACACGCUCAAGCUUUCAACUGGACUUAAGAAUACUUGUCCUGUGGGAAGAUGGUCUUUGGCUUAAAGGACCACGAGACCAGUGGAUGGCAACACAGCAAUUAAGAUAAACUUAGUCUACAGGACUAGUCAAGGUGUCCUACUAGUCUGUAGGCCAAGCCUGUAGGAUUUCCCACCGUAUCAUGCUCACCUUCAUGUCAAGCCUGCAGCCUAGCCCGACUGCCAUGUUCCUCUAAGCCUCUACCAUCUUCUCAUUUUUCUCGAUCCCGUUUUCUGGGCUCAAAAUGUAUAAUAUUCUCUUCUCUUUGAUCCCUUCAGAUGCCAAAUAUUAUCAUUAUUAAUAUUCCUCUUAAUAAAAUCCUUCUUCUAAGGAUAUUCAAUUUGUACAUUGUAUGUACCGUAUCACCUCAAAAAAAAAAAACAAAUGACUUAUUUUUGUAUAAAUCAAUCGAGUGACUCUAUAACGGCACUAGGGCAUGCAAGAGAUCUGUUACAUAUCGUGGUAUAUGUAGGGAAGAUAUAAUUGGCCUUUUUCUCUCUCAGAUUAUAUGUCCUAAUGCCUUUCAGUAAGGAAGACCUUUCUUGACAUGUGAUACUAUGUAACUCUCUCAA
Molecule: messenger RNA, 5129 nt
Organism: Cherax quadricarinatus
Lineage: Eukaryota; Metazoa; Arthropoda; Malacostraca; Decapoda; Parastacidae
Source: RefSeq, a predicted model, not a curated record